AUGGUAGUUUUAAACUUCCAACCGGUCCAGCUUACCACCCCUAAACAACUCUCAUAUUGUAAAACCAGCACCAUUGGUUACAGUUCUAGUGUUCGAUGUGGGAUUGCAGAGCCAUCAGGAGUUCCAUCUCCAAUGGGGCAAAAGACUAAAUACAACGGGUUUUUUGAGAAAGCAUUCAUGACACUCUUUGCACGGAAAAUGAAGAAGUUUGCAGCUCCAGUGAAAUCCAAGAAUGAGAUUGAGGAAAAGAAAUGGUGGGAAUACGACUAUGAGAGUUUUGUGGAUGUUUCCAAGAGAGUUAUGCAGGGCAGGUCUCGCGUACGGCAGCAAGAAGUGGUUAGGGAGGUCUUGUUAUCUAUGCUACCUCCAGGUGCGCCUGCUCAGUUUAGGAAAUUAUUUCCACCAACAAAGUGGGCUGCAGAGUUCAAUGCUGCAUUAACAGUGCCGUUCUUCCACUGGUUAGUUGGGCCUUCUGAGGUUAUAGAAGUUGAGGUGGAAGGAGUGAAGCAAAGAAGUGGAGUUCGUAUAAAGAAGUGCAGGUACAUGGAGAAUAGUGGCUGUGUUGGAAUGUGUGUGAAUAUGUGCAAGUUUCCUACUCAAGAUUUCUUCACCAAUGAAUUUGGGCUUCCAUUAACCAUGAUUCCAAAUUUUGAAGAUAUGAGUUGUGAUAUGGUCCAAGUUCCGCCACCAUUUGAGGAGGAUCCUGUGUCCAAACAACCCUGUUUUACUGAUAUAUGCUCCAUUGCCAAUCCCAGCUCCACUGUGUGUCCAAAGCUACAAGCUUGAAAGAUACUCUCCCUGAAUUCAAUUACAACAAACAAAGUAGUUCAAGUACGUACAUCGUGCAAGUCCACUAUCCAACUGUGAACUGUGACAGCCAUCUUAAAGUUCAACUUCAGUACAUAUAUAUUUUAUGCAUGUUGAACACGGCAAUCUGUACAGUAUGUUAA
Argentina anserina (silverweed cinquefoil) is the source of this 950-nucleotide messenger RNA. Its product is annotated as beta-carotene isomerase D27, chloroplastic. Gene Ontology annotation, molecular function: iron ion binding. The record is from RefSeq and is a predicted model, not a curated record. Lineage: Eukaryota; Viridiplantae; Streptophyta; Magnoliopsida; Rosales; Rosaceae.